AUGGUGAAAUUCUUCUCUGAAGAACUUUGUAAAAGCGCACCUAUUAUCAUCAUAUGGACAACAUUAUUUUUAGUAGAAAUUCUGUUAGCAAUAAUAGUUGUUCUUAUAGCACAAACUGGAUGUCAAGAUUUAGAAACGAUUAACAAAUCAUUUGACCCAGAUUUUGCCCCUUCAUUUAUUGUUGGCCCAAGAGACUUUUUAUAUGGGACAUUCCAAAGUGAUUAUGAUACUUCAGAAAUAGCAAUGUUAUUAGAUAUUACUCGAAUUGGGUUAUUUUCAAAAAUGUGUGAUACAGUAAAAAACAAUGAAACAAGUAUAUUUGAUAUUAAUUCAUAUAAAAUAAAUGGAAAUAAUGUUGGACUUAAAAAUAAUUUUAGUGUAAUGUUUAAUUAUCAAUUUCAAGAGAAUUCAACAAUAGAUGAUGCUAAGCACUUUUGUAAUGGAUUGAGAGAUUUAAAGAAAUGUUCAUUAUUUGGUUCGUCUCAAUUAACAUUUCAAUUUAAAGGAGAAACAAAGUCAAUUAACUCAGUAAUUGAAGUAAAACAAUUAUUAAAUGAAACACGUAUUCCAAUUAUUAUUCAUUUUCCAAAAAUUCCUCGUGUAGUUUAUUUAAAUAAUAAAUGUAUUGAAGCAGGUAUUAUAACAGAACAAAAUGAUCCUUAUGGACUUUUUGAAUAUACUCAACAAUACACCGCUUUUUCAGGUGAAAGUGAUAGAGUUACAGCAAUUAUUGUUGGAUGGAAUGAUGAUACAAUGACAUCAUUACUUGAUGAUAAACCAAUUCAAGGAGGUUUCAUUGCAAGAAUAGUUGGAGAAGAAAGUACUACGAGACAUUCAGUAGAUUGGUGGAUGGGAAAUGUUUCGGUUGACGUUGAGACACAAAGGUGUGGAAAAAAUAAUUCAUAUACAAAUUGGAUUUGUUGGAAUAAUCAAGGGUCAGAACAUUACCCAUUUACUACAUUAAAAUUAAGUCCAAAAAUUUAUGAAGAGUCAGUUCUUGAAGGAAUUAAAUGUGCUAAUUUAACUAUUACUUCAUUAGAUGAAAAUAAUAUUGAACUUAAUUUAUAUGAACUAUUAAAAAAGGGAAUGUUUAAGGAAAGUAUUUUUGUUCCUUUAUGUACUAACAAUAAAAAUUGGCCUGAGUUGGAUGUUGUUCAAAGUGAAAAUAAUUUCUUCGAUAUUACUAUUACUGAAUUUAUGGGAGAUGAAUUACGUUAUCGUUUUAACCAUGUUUGGAAAGAAUUCCUUGAGACUUAUUUUGUUCCCUAUAAAGUUGAAGGUCUUCUUCAAGAAACCCAUGAAGAAACAAGAAAUGACUGUGCAUAUUCAUUUAUUCCUUAUCAAGUUUUAACAAAUUAUAUGAAACUUAAUCCAGAAAGAACUCAUUUCCAUUCAUUUAAUAUGGAUUCUAUUGACUGUUCUAACUCUGAUCUUUCUUCGGAUAACUUCGAUCUUGCUGUUGACCUCCUUUUCCAAAAACGUAAUUUCUCACUUCUUCCAAAUGAUGUUGUAUUUGCUAGUUGGCCAAAAGUUCAAUUUGAAGAUUCCUCAUCAACAAAAGAUGAAUUAUAA
Messenger RNA from Entamoeba dispar SAW760, 1572 nucleotides. RefSeq lists its product as uncharacterized. The record is from RefSeq and is a predicted model, not a curated record. The transcript has 2 exons. NCBI's taxonomy places the organism in Eukaryota, Evosea, Mastigamoebida, Endamoebidae. Bases 1 to 1572 code for a protein of 523 amino acids.